AGGAGGUACAUCCUAUCUUCGUACUUACUUAUGAUGUACCUAGGUACCGAAGACAGGCCGUCUUUUUUUUUCCCGUCUUUUUUCUCGUGCCCACCUCUAUCGGAGCUCCCACCAUCUUCUAUCGUCAUAACCCAGCGGAAUUGUAAUUUUACCUGCGGGACGCGGACGGCGACGACCUCCCCAUAACUUGCGUAUAUCCCUUCUCUCUUGUCUCUCCGUCUCGUGCGCGCGCCCAUCGUGCCGCAUCUUCAGCGUCGCACUUGACAGCAUGUCUAUUUGGGAUGCGCUGACGGGACGGAAGUCCUCGCAACAAUCCUCGUCUUCGUCCCCUCCGAGUCCCGCCUCUUCGUCCGCACCCAUCGACAACUUCUCCCCGACACCAUUCGAUCCCUACGAUGCGCACGGCGUAGAUUCGUUUUUAAAGAGCUCCGAAUUCGCCGAUCCGUCUCUACUGCAUCCUUUAGCCGGCUUGGACAAGGAGGGUCUAGAGUACCUAAGCUUAGAGGACUCGGCCCUAUCAGACCUCCCUGGCGCACAAAGCGCUAUCCCCUCUCGAGGCUUCAGCGACGAUUUAUGUUACGGGACCGGCAUCACGUACCUUACCGCCUUGUCGUUGGGAGGCGCGUGGGGGCUCCAGGAAGGGCUGAGGAGGUCGGCGGGCCAACCCCCAAAGCUGCGGCUCAACUCCGUCCUCAACGCCGUCACCAGGCGAGGCCCGUUCUUGGGGAACUCGGCCGGCGUUGUCGCCAUCACAUACAAUUGUUUUAAUUCGGGAAUAGGAUACCUUAGGGGGAAGCACGACGCGGCGAACACCAUCGCGGCGGGCGGGUUGAGUGCAGGCGCGUGGGCGAUCACGAGGAAAGUCCUGCUUUCGCCAUCGAGCAGCAAAGACCACGAGCAGAACCUUUAAUUAUGGCGAUAACGACUGCGCGAAUUCACCAACCAAGAGCAGCUCCUAAUCCGGACGCGAGACUAAGAUAACUGUGUAUGAUAUAAAACUCGAG
Molecule: messenger RNA, 1004 nt
Organism: Durotheca rogersii
Lineage: Eukaryota; Fungi; Ascomycota; Sordariomycetes; Xylariales; Xylariaceae
Product: Tim17-domain-containing protein
Exons: 3
Coding region: 269-910 (213 amino acids)
Biological process (GO): protein import into mitochondrial matrix
Cellular component (GO): mitochondrial inner membrane; TIM23 mitochondrial import inner membrane translocase complex
Molecular function (GO): transmembrane protein transporter activity
Source: RefSeq, a predicted model, not a curated record